AUGAAGCUUCUCAUUCUUUUCUCCCUCUUCGCCAUCUUCUUCGGAGUCAUUGCACUGGAUUCCCCAAUUCCGGAGUUCUACUCCACUGGAAGAUCAACCAGGGUCCCAUCCCACCGACACCGGAUCCCAAGACUCGGAAAACGUGAAGUUCCAAACUUUCAAGCUGACAACGUUCCUGAGGCUGGAGGACGAGUUCGCAGAUAUGUAGGACCACCGCUCAAAUUGGUUAUAUUAAUUUAA
This is a messenger RNA of Caenorhabditis elegans, 240 nucleotides long. RefSeq names its product Neuropeptide-Like Protein (gene nlp-39). The record is from RefSeq and is marked reviewed. The coding region runs from base 1 to 240 and encodes 79 amino acids. Lineage: Eukaryota; Metazoa; Nematoda; Chromadorea; Rhabditida; Rhabditidae. The transcript has a single exon.